Molecule: messenger RNA, 2772 nt
Organism: Ascochyta rabiei
Lineage: Eukaryota; Fungi; Ascomycota; Dothideomycetes; Pleosporales; Didymellaceae
Product: 1-phosphatidylinositol-4-phosphate 5-kinase
Exons: 2
Coding region: 1-2772 (923 amino acids)
Biological process (GO): phosphatidylinositol metabolic process
Molecular function (GO): phosphatidylinositol kinase activity
Source: RefSeq, a predicted model, not a curated record
AUGAGCGUGACGACCGUCCAUGAGUCUCAGAUGAUGCCCCUGUACGCGGCCGAGCCCACCAGCGACGCCCCCAACUUCUCCCACCCGCACCCACACACACCCAAGGGCCUGCCGCACCGCUCCCCGUCCGACAAGUCGCUCCCCCUGCGUGAGCGCGCCCCCAAUGGCACCGCGACCCAGUCCGGCAAGACGAGCGCCAGCACACCCAAGCUGCCUGCAAAUAUGCAUUCUCCCGCACCCGCCCUGCCCAACGGCCGCCCCGCCAAGCCCGCGAGCAUCGGCCGCCGCACAUCGCACGACGACGCCCGCCGGAGCAGGACGGAGACGGACCGCGACAGCCUGCGCCCGUCCAUGGACAGCCGCGCCAACUCGGGCGAGCUGCUGGCCCGCGACGACGGCUACUUUGCCUCGGUCCACGGCAGCGAGUCCAAGGACCUGCUGGGCACCACCCACGUCAAGCUGGGCCAGCUGAGCCCUCUCGACGCCACACGCGAGGCCCAGCGCGACCCGCCCCCCCACGUCUCCUCGCCGCUCGCCGACCCCAACCCCAGCGCCAGCCUGCGCGUCCCCGCCUCGACACACCGCGUCUCUGCCCCGCCGGCCUUCAACAACGACGGCGGCUCCACCACCGCCACGCCCUCGCCGUCACAGCACCCCUACCGCCUGCAGCAGCGCCACACCCUCGAGGUCCCCAAGCCGUCCACCUCGCGCCCCCGCGACUCACAGAACAGCACCGAUGACGUAGUCACGGCGAGCGGGAGGUUCUCCCCAACCUCUGCUUCUCGCCGCAGAGGUUCCAUGUCCCUUGUCCGCCGCACCACACGCUCCAUCAACUCAGACGUGCACCUCGACGAGCUGCCUCAAGACGAAGAAGCCGCGCGCUGGGCCGAGCACAUACGCCAGAAGCGAGCGAGCAAGCGCAAGCGGAGAGAAGACGAGGACGAGGACCGCGUCGUGGUCGGCACAAAGGUCGACCAGAACCACGUCAACUGGGUCACCGCCUACAACAUGCUCACUGGAAUCCGAUUUACCGUGUCGAGAACCAAUGCCAAGGUGGACCGCGAACUCACAGACGCCGACUUCGAUGCCAAGCACAAGUUCUCGUUCGACAUCACCGGCAACGAGCUCACUCCCUCGGCAAAAUACGACUUCAAGUUCAAGGACUACGCGCCCUGGGUCUUCCGCCACCUCCGCACCACCUUCAAGCUCGACCCCGCCGACUACCUUGUAUCGCUAACGAGCAAGUACAUACUGUCUGAGCUGGGCUCGCCCGGCAAGAGCGGCAGCUUCUUUUAUUUCUCCCGCGACUACAAAUACAUCAUCAAGACCAUCCACCACGCCGAACACAAGUUCCUCAGGAAGAUUCUGAAGGACUACUACAACCACGUACAAGAAAACCCAAACACGCUUCUUUCCCAGUUUUACGGCCUUCACCGCGUUAAGAUACCCUACGGACGCAAGAUCCACUUCGUUGUCAUGAACAACCUGUUUCCGCCGCAUCGAGACAUUCACCGCACUUUUGAUCUGAAGGGGUCCACCAUUGGACGCGAUUUCCGAGAAGAGGAUUUGGAAAAGAACCCCCGCGCAACACUAAAGGACCUCAACUGGCUACGAAGGGAUUUGCAUUUGGAGCUGGGGCCGACGAAAAAGGACGCAUUCAUUGAGCAGAUGCGAAAGGACGUCAAGCUGAUGCAGAGGUUACACAUCAUGGACUACUCCAUGCUUGUCGGUAUCCACGACCUCGAGAAGGGCAACGAAGAAAACCUCCGCGAAAAGACCUUGAAAGUCUUCCAGCCAGGCGGUGAGGCCGCCGAAGAACCCCAACCCAACCAACUGAUGCGGACACCCUCCAAGUUGGAGACUGCACGUAAAGCGAGGGAGCUUCGACAGUCAGUCAAGACACAAAGGCCAGUGCCCAUGGAACAAACCUCUGCCAGGAUGCCGGAUGAAUUAGAGGAUUCUAAGAAGCACUUCUUCUUCUACUCGGAUGACGGCGGCUUCCAAGCUACACAUGAGGACGACCGUCCUGGGGAAGAGAUCUACUACCUUGGUAUCAUCGACUGCUUGACACACUACUCUCUGAUCAAACGAAUGGAACACUUCAUCAAGGGUCUUGCCAACACGGAAUCUCAAAUCUCCGCCAUUCCGCCCGAACGAUACGGAGACCGGUUCGUCAAGUUCAUCACCGGCGUAACCAAGACCAAAGAAGCAGCAGAUCGAGAAAAGGCGGAAGCAGCCCUAAACCCCACAAGCGAAGCUGUCGCCGGCAUCUCACGUAGCUCCACAGACCGUGUUAUGGAAAAAGCCGAACACCAGGCCGAAAAGACACAGCGCCACGGCGCCCCAGAACGUGACGUCCCCAAUCUCCAAAUGCGCGCGGUUCGUAGCCCAUCAGCGGAGCGAGGCGAAAUCGGCACCACACUACCCGUCGUUGAGGAAGCAGGCGAGGCCUCCAGUCUCGGCGGCCGUAGCAACAGGAGUCACGACGCUCCGCUCCGCUCCCCACCCCCACCGCCAACGCAAGAAGCACAUGCCACGCCCCUCCAAAGACCUUUGGCGCGAGACGUAGAACACGGCAGGCCACCGCCCACACCACCAAAAGACUCUGGCACCGCGAGCGAGGAGCGGCCGCCCACACCGCCCAAGGACGAUCAUUAUGCGCACAACAGGCACUCUGGGCCGCCGACGCCGCCGAAGGAGAUGAAGGGCAGGAGCUCGGUGGACAAGGAGUUGCCACGGACGCCGUUGGAGACAACCAUCCGGGUCAACUAA